CAAUUUCUAUUGUCUCUGAUCGAGACCCGAGCUUCACAUCUCGGUUUUGGCAAAGUUUACAUGAUGCCUUGGGAACUAAACUGCAUUUUACCUCAGCUUAUCAUCCUCAAACAGAUGGGCAGAGUGAACGAACCAUCCUUACCUUAGAGGAGUUACUUCGAUCAUGUGUAAUGCAAUGGGAGGAAUCAUGGAUUGACCAUUUGCCCUUAAUUGAGUUUGCUUACAACAACCAGUACCAUAGUAGCUUGGGUGUUCCACCAUAUGAAGCACUUUAUGGGAGGAAGUGUAGAACACUAUUAUGUUGGGAUGUAGAAGGAGCAAGGCAAAUCUCAGGGCCAGAGAUAGUUCAGAUCACAGUUGACAAGGUCAAGGAAAUCAGGGAGCGUUUAAGGGUGGCUCAAGAUCGACAGAAAGUUUAUGUUGACACGAGUAGGCGUGAAGUUAAUUUCGAUGUGGGUGAGAAAGUAUUUCUCAAAGUGUCACCAUGGAAAGGGGUUAUGACAUUUGGUAAGAAAGGAAAGCUUGCACCUCGAUAUAUUGGGCCAUAUGAAAUCACAGAGAAUAUUGGACCAGUGGCUUAUAAGUUAGCAUUGCCUCCAGAACUAUCCCAAAUCCACAAUGUAUUUCAUGUUAGUAUGCUGAAGAGGUACAAAGUGGAUCCUUCCCAUGUUAUACAACCAGAAGAGAUCGAGUUGGGUCCAGAUUUAACUUUUGAGGAGGUUCCAAUUGAGAUUGUUGAUUUUCAGAUUAAGACUCUUCGCAGGAAAGAAAUUCCAAUGUUGAAAGUGGUGUUGAGAAAUCAAGAUAGUGAGAGUGCUACAUGGGAGACUGAAGCAAGUAUGCGAGAGAAGUACCCUGAGUUAGUAGCAACCUACUUUGCAGGUUAACAAUCUUGCCUAAUAAGUUAUGUUUUCAGCU
Messenger RNA from Linum trigynum, 918 nucleotides. NCBI's taxonomy places the organism in Eukaryota, Viridiplantae, Streptophyta, Magnoliopsida, Malpighiales, Linaceae. The record is from the annotation of a GenBank genome assembly.